Chaetomium strumarium is the source of this 6372-nucleotide messenger RNA. RefSeq lists its product as uncharacterized. Bases 130 to 6168 code for a protein of 2012 amino acids. The transcript is spliced from 3 exons. Gene Ontology annotation, cellular component: phagophore assembly site. Gene Ontology annotation, biological process: piecemeal microautophagy of the nucleus; reticulophagy; autophagy of mitochondrion. Lineage: Eukaryota; Fungi; Ascomycota; Sordariomycetes; Sordariales; Chaetomiaceae. Gene Ontology annotation, molecular function: phosphatidylinositol-3-phosphate binding. The record is from RefSeq and is a predicted model, not a curated record.
GGUCGAUUGAUGAGAACGCUGCCACCCGGUUCGGCUCUCUCACUCCAAGGUCGACUUGUUUAGCUUCCAUCUCGCAACUUCUCGGACGGAUUCUUAUAUCACAACCAUCAUCGAGACCGCCUGCCCGCCAUGGCGUCAUUUUUCCAGUCCUUCCGGGCCUCGCUGAUGCCCAAGCAACUACUCCGCUUUGCACUGUCCCGCCUGGAUGUUCUCGACAAGCAGACACUAGAUCUGGAGAAGCUUGAUUUCGCUCUCGGUCGAAAUACGGUCCUCGAGUUUCGAGAUGUCGGUCUCGUGCUUCAGAAACUCGAGAAGCUGCUGGGGCUCCCACCAGCCUUCUCACUGCAAAAGGCCAAGGUUCUCGUUCUCCGAGUCACGGUCCCCAUGGACUUCUACACCAGCCCCAUCACGGUCGAGGUAGAUGGCGUUGACAUUCGCCUGAAGGUUGCACCAAAGCAAGACAAGGCUGCCAAACAUGGCGAGGGCGCGGGCGUCUCUGACGCUGUCCCGACCGCUGCAGAUCUUGCGCAGGCUUUUCUGAAGAUACAGCCGGUGGCAGAAAAGGAGGAGCUGGAACAAGAGCUGGAACAGGCCCUCGCAGCUGGAAGUCAAGACCUCGGGGCUUCAGUGGCCAUAAGUGAGCCUGACAGCGUCGAUGGCUCGACGGUUGGCACUGGUCAGAACCUGUCCCUGCCUACAUUCCUGACCGGCUUCCUGCAAGGGAUCAUCGACAGAAUGCAAAUCCGUGUGCAGGGUGUGCGGUUUCAGGUUGAUGUCGAUGUGCCGCUUGACCCAAGUGCUUCGACUCUAGAACCGGUGACCUUUGAACUAUCGCUGGACACUAUCAACGUGGAAGGAGUGACUACGCCCACGGACUCGCCAGACGAAGGGCCUUUGAUUGUGCACAAGGAUGGGAAACGACACAUCCUGUUAGACAACAUCCGCGCCGCUUUGAUCACCGAGGCGAAUGUUUUCUCAUCUAUGGUCUCCUCCCCGGCGAUGCUCUCACCCAUGGCAUCACGGUCGCCAGUAGUGACUGGGUCGCGCACCUUCCCUGCCGCUGGACUCGCUAGUAGUGUGAGCUCCGAUUCGAUGAUGGCAGGUUCCGGCGACCUUUCACAGAGCCGAUAUCUACCGGGAGAUGGCGAGGUGGCUUUCAACAUUCCCUACGACUUGGGGGGAAACACCGGCUCUGAUCAAGUCGUGGAACCAAGUUCGCCACUCUCCACUCCGAGGGCUUCGGUCUACCGAGGUUCUCCCCCGCCUCAUACUCUCACCGAAGACUCGGAAUCGACAAUACUUCAGCGGUUUAGAGCCUUGUCGCCCUAUGGACAGGAAGCGGAGUCUCAGCUUUCUCUUCAACCACCCGAACAUAUCUCGCAGCCAGUUGCCCUCUCUCCAGCUGCAUCCGUCCACUCGGACUCCAAUAUCAGUUCGGGAAGCGCGCCCUCAGAGGACUUGACGCAAUCCCACCUUUACAGCCACGAGGAAGCUGAAAGUAUGUAUAUGAGUGCUUUCUCGCAGGCUGAAUCGACCAGAUUGCGUGGCGGAAUGCCGGGAGCCUGGGAUGCGUUCGAAGAUUCUCCCCAUGACACCGUGGCUGCGGCCGUGGCGACCCCCUCUGCUCUCCACGAAGGGAGUGACCGGGCCGAGAACUCCGCGCAACAAACUCUUUACGAAGCGCAGCCGGUGAUUGAGGAGGCCGAACCCGCACCAGAAGAUAUUCCCACCCCUCGUGGUCCACCUCGCCUGGUGAAAGAGGUUUUAUCGGUUGACUCAGUAUCAGUCUACGUGCCAUCGCCGCGCGAGCACGUUCAUCUCGCGGCUCCUGACAUGGAAAAGUCGAUAUCUCCAGACAUGCCAGGGGCGUUCUCACUCCAUGCCUCAGCGACUGUGAGCCCCAAAGUCAUGCCGAUUCCUACGCAGCCAGCUCAAAAGACGAGCAUGCAACCAUCCAUCGAGAUUGCAUUGAAACCCGUAGAAUUCCGUUUCGAUGCUUCGAUUGGGUUUUUGGUGGCUAUGGUGGCGGCUCGGCUUCUUGAAGCGGCCCAAGGCGAACCGAGCGAAGCUACCGGUCUUGGUUCAUCGGUAUCGGGGCCCAAAUCUAAGACUCCUGAUAUCAAAGUGGCCGUGGAGAAGCUUUCCGUAUUGUUACUGGAGAGGCUUCCCGGGGUUUCCACCAUCGCUCGCAAGACAUCAGAGAAGCAACCAUCUAACUGCACCCCUGUUCUGCUCCAAAUUAUUCUUGGAGACCUUAGAGGCACGGUGUCCAGCGAAGGUUCGCAAACAGCAGCGGACCUCAGCGUCGAGAAGCUGAGGUUUGGGUACGCAAAUGAGGACAUAAUCUCGUUCGACCGCUCCGUUCAGUUGUUCGAGUCCGUGGCAAACACGUUUCCCUCGGCCGGCCAGGACAUCGCUGUCAAGGCCACAAUGGGGUCUGAUACUUCGCGGAUAGAGGUAAACACUCUGCCCCUCCACGUCAAGUUGGAUCUUCAGAGGCUCGACGAGGCGUUCAGCUGGUUCGGUGGGCUCAGUGGCUUCCUUAACAUGGGGGCUUCGAUCACAUCAACCGCGUCGAGGGCUGGCAAAACUCCGGCCAAGUCGGCUCAGAAACCCAGAGGGGUCCGUUUUGAAGAACCUUCCCACCCGGGCGAGGGGGCCGCAUCAAACGCGAAGAAGAUUGAUUUGCGUAUCAACGGUCUGCAGCUCGAUGUCGUUGGAAAGGACUGCAGUGCCGUACUGAACACUAGCGCCCUUAAACUGAUCAACAGGAGUGGGCAUAUUGGCAUUCAUUUCAGCAAGAUACAAGUGCUCGGGCCCUACUUAAAUGCCUCCAAAUCCGAAGCCCCCGUCGCUGUCGAAAUCGUGGAUACCAGACUCGACUAUUUCUUGCUCCCGCGGACCAAAGACCUUGAGGAGUUGCUUGAGUUGAUCACUCCUUCUCAAACUAAGUUCGACGAGGACGAGGAUGAGAUCAUGGUCGACACUCUGCUCCGGCAGCGAAGAAAGGGACCGGUGCUGUCAUUCACUGUUGGCAAAGUAAGGGUUGACGCGGGCAACCUGCAGCAGCUCAGCUGCCUUCCUGGUCUUGCCGAGGAUCUCGCUAAGCUUGGGACUGUCGCCAAAUACCUACCCGAAGAUGACCGGCCAGGUCUACUGACUCUGGGUCACGUCAAGAGUGCUGAUUGUCGUGUCCAUUUUGGCGGAAGGUUCGGUGCCGUUCAAGCCUCCCUCGCGGACCUCGAACUUGCCCAUAUCACAGUGCCUGCCUUGGUUGCUAUCGCUCUGGGCCAUGUUUCCCUCAAACGGAACACGGUUGAGCAGCUUGUGGCGACUUCCCCGGCACCGGCAACUGGUUCUUCGCAGAACCCGCCAGUCUUGAGGAUGAGGAUGAUCGAUGACAUCGAACCGGUCCUCAAGCUCAUUCUGACCGGAUUGAGCGUGGAGUACCGAGUGCCGACGAUCAUGGACAUUCUGGAUCUCGCUGAGGAUGCCACACCUCAAGACUACGAGGCCAGCCUAGCCGCGUCUGUUGCGAAUUUGGGCGGUCAAGCUCAUGCCGCCAUUCAAAGAGCCCCUUCAGAGGCGCUGCUGUCGACGGGUAAAGCUAAAGAGUCCAAGCCGAUGAAAGUGGAUGUGGCCCUCCGGGAUUGUCUCGUUGGCCUCAAUCCUCUUGGGUUACCGUCCAAGCUGACCCUUGCGCUUACCGAUGCUCACAUUGACGUGGUGCCGGGGACAAAAGACAAUUUGAUCACAGUAACAAGAUUGAAGAGAGCCGCUGUCCUACUCAUCGAUGAUGUCUCUAUCCUCGAGUCCGGCGGAGCUCCCUUCGCAUCGACCCGGCGGCCCCAAGCGGCUCCGUCUCCGCAGGUCACUGAGCUGUGCGGGAAGGGAUACGUCAAUAUCUGCCAGAUCUCCUCGGCAGGUGCCACGGUAAAGGCGACCAAAGACGCCGCGGGCGAGACCCGGUUAGAGGUCGAAGUGCGCGACGACCUCCUGAUCCUCGAAACAUGCGCGGACUCGACACAGACGCUGAUUGCUUUGGCCGGUGCACUCGCGCCGCCUACUCCGCCAAGCAAGGAGAAUAAGUAUCGGACGUCUGUGGUUCCGUUCGAAGACCUACUGAACUCCAUCAGGCUCGAGGCUUUUGGUGGUGCCGAAGGGGAUUACGAUUUCGACAACGACUUCGCCGUGGCACAGGAGCUCGGAGAGAGCAUUGGCAGCGACGAGGAGUUGUAUGGCGGACCAAAUGACAACCCGCUGAAUCUCGAUUCGCAGUUGUACGAGGAAGGGGCUCUCCAUGAAGAACUGUUUAACGCCGCGUCCGAAAGCACAAAGAUCGAAGACACCAAUGACGGUGUUCUUCUCAGCACUGCCAGUCUUGGAGUUAAGAGCAGCAGCGAACUCGAAAGCAGCAGCUCCGAUCUCUCGAUCCACGAGGAUUAUUUUGCACAGCCCCCUCAGGAUGACGGCACAACGCAUCGCUGGAACCCCAAGGAGGACGGAUACGCGCAAAACAACAAUUCCGGGCCCGAGCACUACCCCUUGAAGGUCUCGGUUCGUGAUAUGCAUAUCAUAUGGAACCUGUUUGAUGGAUAUGACUGGGCCCGCACCCGGGAGGUGAUUGCCAGGGCUGUUCAAGAGGUGGAGACAAAGGCGCACGAGCGACGAACUUGGGCAGACCGCAGCCGCGGAUAUGACGAAGAAUUCGACGAGGAUGAGACCGUCAUUGGCGACUGCCUCUUCAAUUCGAUCUACAUUGGCAUUCCGGCCAGCCGUGACCCGAGAGAGUUGACCCAGGCCAUCAACCAGGGCUUGCAGGAUUUCGGGGACACGGAAUCCGUCGCUACCACGACCGUCACCCAGACGACAGUUCGCGCGGCUGGGCAACAUCGCAGAUCCAAGAGCCUAAAACUGAACAGGAGCAAGCGUCAUAAGAUCACAUUCGAGCUCAAGGGCGUGAAUGCGGACAUGGUCGCGUUCCCGCCAGGAUCCGGGGAGACGCUCAGCUCGGUCGAUGUCAGGGUCCGAGACCUUGACAUUUUCGACCACGUUCCUACAUCGACAUGGAAGAAGUUUGCUACGUAUGACAUUGACGCCGGCGAGCGGGAAAUGGGGGCGAGCAUGGUGCACUUGGAGAUCAUGACUAUACGGCCUGUGCAGACGCCGGUCACGGAAUUGGUCGUAAAGGCCAAGGUUUUGCCCUUGAGGCUGCACGUCGACCAGGACGCGCUGGACUUCAUCAUCCGUUUCUUCCAGUUCAAAGACGAGUCUGUGCCAGUGGCGUCACCGAGCGAUAUCCUCUUCAUCCACCGGGCGGAGAUCAGCCGCAUCCCCGUCAAACUUGACUUCAAGCCGAAGCGGGUCGACUAUGCCGGGCUGCGUUCGGGCUCGACGACGGAGCUGAUGAACUUCGUGAUCCUCGAGGAAGCCCGCUUGGUCCUCCAUCGGGUCAUCCUGUACGGCGUGCCCGGGCUCGAGGACCUCGGCAAGCGGCUUGACAAGGUAUGGAUGAAAGACGUGAUCGGCAACCAGCUGCCCACGUUCCUCGCUGGUCUAGCGUCUGUGCGGUCGCUUGUCAACGCAGGAAGCGGCUUUCGAGACCUGAUCGAAGUCCCAAUCAGGGAGUAUCGCAAGGAUGGCCGCAUCAUCCGAAGCAUCAAGAAAGGCGCCACCGCCUUUGCCAAGUCAACGGGCAUCGAGGUCGUCAAGCUAGGCGCCAAGCUCGCCAUCGGCACGCAGAACGCCCUGCAAGGCGCCGAGGACCUGCUUGCGCCCCACCAGGCGGGAGAAGGCAGCAGCUCCGCCGCCGGCGUGGCCGUCCUUGGCGAUGACUGGGAGGUGGACGAGUACGAGGAGGAGAGCCACCGCAAGAUCAGCCUUUACGCGCACCAGCCGCUAGGCGUCGUCCAGGGCAUCCGGGGCGCGUACGCCGGCCUGGCCAGAGACCUCGCCGUCGCGAGGGACGCCAUCAUUGCGGUGCCGGCCGAGGUCAUGCAGAGCCAGAACGCACAGGGUGCGGCGAAGGCCGUGCUGAAGCAGGCACCUACUAUCAUACUGCGGCCGGCCAUCGGUGCGACGAGGGCGAUUGGGCAGACCCUGUUGGGCGUGACUAACUCGUUGGAUCCGAUGCACCGGAGGCGGGUGGACGCGAAAUACAAGAAGUAGCACCGAAAUCGCGGCGCGUACGAGGAUCGAGUAACUGGGUACUCCAUCCCAUGAUGUUUGAUAUGGGUACUAGGUAUGGUGGCGCUUGAGUAGGUUUAGAAUGGAGUUGGGGGGGGUGGGGGUUUAUGUCUGGACUGACUCAUUAGCCAUUAUCUCGGUUUGGUUUUCAUUAUUCUUUUUUCUCUGCUGGACUCACUCCUUUUC